Messenger RNA from Echinops telfairi (small Madagascar hedgehog), 1329 nucleotides. RefSeq names its product glutaredoxin (gene GLRX). The transcript has 3 exons. The coding region runs from base 16 to 336 and encodes 106 amino acids. NCBI's taxonomy places the organism in Eukaryota, Metazoa, Chordata, Mammalia, Afrosoricida, Tenrecidae. The record is from RefSeq and is a predicted model, not a curated record.
UAGCCGCUGGUCAGCAUGGCUCAACAGUUUGUGGACAGCAAAAUCCGACCGGGGAAGGUGGCUGUGUUCAUCAAACCCACCUGCCCCUACUGCAGAAAGACCCAGGCGAUUCUCUGCCAAUUCCCUUUCAAGCAAGGGCUUUUGGAAUUUGUCAAUAUCACGGCUGCCAUCGACACCAACGCGAUCCAAGAUUAUCUCCAGCAGCUCACCGGAGCAAGAACCGUGAGUGGGGUUGCAUUUGGGAAGNNNUGUAUCGGUGGAUGCUCUGAUUUGGAGAUUCUGCAAGAGAGUGGGGAGCUGGUGAGGAGACUAACAGACAUGGGGGUUCUGCAAUAAUUACAGCGUUGACCCCCGUGCCGGUGCCCAGCUUGGGGCUGGGUGGCAGCACCCACGCUGACUGCACUGCCGGAUGGAUGGAUCUGCAACCUAUUCUUCCUCAGCUACAGCAGCUGUUCACUGAAAAAUUCAAAACAUUAACCGAAAAGCUGACGGAGAGGGAUUGACAAGGGCUCUCUUCGGAUCAAUAUGAAAAGUGGACCACCUUAUCUAAAAGCGUCCAGAAGGUUCCUGUGGGGUGCGGGCUUUCCUCUGGGUUGGCCUGUGGCCUGCAAAACGGCCAGCUCCAGUUCUGGCGUAGACUCACUCACCCACCAGAAGGGAGCGAUCCUUUCUGGCGGGCUGCUUUUGGUUCCCUGGUAACUAUUCUCCACGGGCCAGCAUUUCUCUACCUCUAAGUCCACUGUGUCUAACCAUGCCCUCCCAAGCCCCUCAGGAGGCGUCCACAGUUGGUCUGCGACUGCCCACAGCUGAAGUCCUGUCUCUGAUACAGCCCUUCUAGCGUGUUUUGACUGUGUGCUGAGACAACACAGACCUCCCCUCUGGCCGUCUCUCCCCACUGUGAGUCAUGCGCUGAGCUACUGUUCUCAUCCCUGACAGCCGCCAGAUCUCUCCGGAAAUGCCCCUUCCAUGUGUGCAGGGCCACAGGACCCACUUUGAGAAGCUCGGCCACACUGUUCACCUUGCUUGGUGCCAUGGGGGUGCGGGCAUCAAGACCAUGUGGCCAAACCCUUACAAAGAGGGUCAUCAAGUCAUCCCGAACAAGGGUGUACUGCUGUGGCUUAGGUUAUCUAACAUUUUUAAAUCAUCGGCUUUUGUUCCUGCCUUGAAAAAAAACAACAACAGGAAACCCACAGAAGGAGUCAAACAGAGAAAUACUGUUCUUAAAUGAUUCUCUACCUUUCUCUCUGGGUUGUUUUUUACACUCUUGAAAACUUUAAUUUCUUACAGUAAGAUUUAAUCUCUCUAUUCAAGAAUUAGAAUGUUAAGUUA